CCGCCUCCUCCUCCUCCUCCUCCUCCUCCCCCCGCUCUCCGAUGGCAAGAGUUGGAGCCGCGCUGCUCGCAGCCGCCGGGAAGAGCCGGCGGAGCGCGGGGCAGGACCCGGGGCCCGACUUCGCGGCUCCCCGCAUCGCCGCCGCCUCCUCCUCGCCUCGCAUGGCCCGGGCCGGAGCUCCCUGAGCCCGGGGCCGUGGGGCUGAGCCGUGGGGCGAGCCGUGGGGCCAGCCGUGGGGCCAGCAGCCGCUCCCCGCCGGCCUCCAGCGGCAGCCGGAGCGCGAUGUGCCGCUGAGCCCCGCAGCCGGAGCCCCGCCGACACCCCAUAAAUCAUCUGCAAACGAGUUUAUGAGAAAAAUAGAAGGAAGAAGGCCAAAGAGGCAUGCCAGAGAAGGAAGCUUGCAGAGUCCAAGGGGUUCAGAGAAGACUGCAGUGGGACUGCCUCUGAGAGGGAGCGUUUACAUCACUAAUUCUUGAAGGGCUUACCUUCUGGGACUCUGAGCUUGGAUUGCUGCCGCAACAUUUGUCUGGGACUUGGCCUCUGGGCUGGUUACUAAGGAUUUUCCCUGGUGCGUGACUUCGAAUAUGAUACUUCAGUAAUGCAGAGGCUGUAUCCUCCCUGGGCCUACCUUGGAAGCUAGAUCUGCGACCGCCCUUCAGUCAUGGUUGUUUCAAGAUUAAAGGCCAUUUCCCUGUCAUUGCCAAGCCUUUUUCUUCUUGCUUUUCAUCUCUCAGCAUCACAGAAUGUACCUGAAUACUCUGAAGCUGAACAUCAGCAGUGUGUCAGGAAAGAACAUCCCACAAUUGCUUUUGAAGAUCUGAAGCCCUGGGUUUCGAAUUUCACCUAUCCAGGUGUGCAUGACUUUUCUCAGCUCGCACUGGAUGCCAACAGGAACCAGCUCAUUGUGGGAGCAAGGAACUACCUCUUCAGACUUAGUCUACACAACGUUUCUCUCAUUCAGGCAACAGCAUGGGGUUCAGAUGAAGACACCAGGAGGUCCUGUCAAAGUAAAGGGAAAACAGAGGAAGAGUGUCAGAACUAUGUCCGAGUGCUGAUUGUUUAUGGCAAGAAGGUUUUUACCUGUGGCACCAAUGCCUUUUCGCCAGUGUGUUCCAGUCGUCAGGUAGGAAAUCUUAGCAAAAUCAUUGACAGAAUUAAUGGAGUGGCUCGGUGCCCGUAUGACCCCCGGCAUAACUCGACAGCUGUGAUUACAUCACGAGGAGAACUCUAUGCUGCAACUGUAAUUGAUUUCUCUGGACGGGAUCCUGCUAUUUACCGCAGCCUUGGAAAUGUUCCCCCACUUAGGACAGCACAGUACAACUCCAAAUGGCUCAAUGAGCCUAACUUUAUUGCUGCCUACGACAUCGGUUUGUUCACCUACUUCUUUUUCCGAGAGAACGCAGUAGAACACGAUUGUGGGAAAACAGUGUAUUCUCGUGUGGCCAGAGUCUGCAAAAAUGACAUUGGGGGGAGAUUUUUGCUGGAGGACACAUGGACAACUUUCAUGAAGGCCAGGCUGAACUGUUCCCGUGCUGGAGAAAUCCCUUUCUAUUAUAAUGAAUUGCAAAGCACCUUCUACCUUCCUGAGCAAGACCUGAUCUAUGGUGUCUUCACCACUAAUGUAAACAGCAUAGCUGCCUCAGCAGUGUGUGCCUUCAAUCUGAGUGCCAUUACUCAGGCAUUUAACGGCCCUUUCCGUUACCAAGAGAAUCCCAGAUCUGCCUGGCUGCCGACGUUAAACCCCAUCCCAAAUUUCCAGUGUGGGACGCUGAGUGAUGACAGCCCUAACGAGAACCUGACGGAGAGAGUCCUGCAGGACGCGCAGCGCCUCUUCCUGAUGAACGACGUGGUGCAGCCGGUCACCGUAGAUCCGUAUGUGACUCAGGACAGCAUUCGGUUUUCCAAACUGGUGGUUGAUAUCGUUCAGGGGAAGGAUACUCUCUACCACGUGAUGUAUAUUGGGACAGAGUAUGGCACCAUCUUGAAGGCCCUUUCUACCACUAACAGGAGCCUGAGGAGUUGUUAUUUAGAGGAAAUGCAGAUCCUUCCUGACGGACAACGGGAAGCAAUCAAGAGUCUCCAAAUCCUGCACAGCGACAGGUCGCUCUUCGUGGGCUUAAAUAAUGGAGUGCUAAAAAUUCCUCUGGAGAGAUGCUCCAUGUACAGAACAGAAGGGGAAUGCCUAGGAGCCAGAGACCCCUACUGCGGCUGGGAUAACAAGCAGAAGCGAUGCACCACCAUUGAGGACAGCUCCAACAUGAGCCUGUGGACUCAAAAUAUUACUGAGUGCCCAGUGAAAAACCUGACAACAAAUGGAAGAUUGGGGCCUUGGUCCCCAUGGCAACCGUGUGAGCAUUCGGAUGGGGACAGCACGGGCUCCUGUAUGUGUAGGUCACGUUCGUGUGACAGCCCUCGUCCUCGCUGCGGAGGUCGUGGCUGUGAAGGGGCCAGGAUUGAGGUCGCCAAUUGUUCAAGAAAUGGCGCUUGGACACCCUGGUCUUCCUGGGCCCCGUGUAGCACCUCCUGUGGGAUUGGCUUCCAGGUCCGCCAGCGAUCCUGCAGCAACCCUGCUCCACGGUAUGGGGGCAGGGUCUGCGUUGGACAGAGCAGGGAAGAGAGAUUCUGUAAUGAGAACAGUCCUUGUCCAUUACCAAUUUUUUGGUCUUCAUGGGGUCCUUGGAAUAAAUGUAGUGUGAAUUGUGGUGGAGGAAUUCAUUCAAGGCAGAGGUCCUGUGAAAAUGGAAAUACAUGUCCAGGCUGUGCUGUGGAAUAUAAGACCUGCAACCCAGAGAGCUGCCCAGAGGUGCGUAGGAACACACCCUGGACCCCUUGGAUGCCUGUCAAUAUCACCCAGAACGGUGCCCGCCAGGAGCAGCGCUUCCGCUACACGUGUCGUGCCCAGCUCUCUGAUCCCCACGAGCUGCAGUUUGGGAGGAAGAAGACUGAGAGUCGAUUCUGUCCCAAUGACGGCUCGGCAGUGUGCGAUACCGACUCUCUUGUUGAUGACCUCCUCAAGACUGGUAAGACCUCUGCACGGAUUAUCAAUGGGGGCUGGUCCUUUUGGGGGGCCUGGUCUUCCUGUUCCAGGGACUGUGAGUUGGGCUUUAGGAUCAGGAAGAGAACGUGCACAAACCCUGAACCUAAAAAUGGUGGAUUGCCCUGCGUGGGGUCAGCGAUGGAGUACCAGGACUGCAACCCACAUCCCUGCCCAGUGAAAGGCUCCUGGUCGUGCUGGACUCCUUGGUCUCAGUGCUCAGCAACCUGCGGAGGAGGACACUACCAGCGCACGCGGACUUGCACCAAUCCAGCUCCAUCUAGCGGGGAGGAUAUCUGCAUUGGGCUGCACACUGAGGAGGCCCUCUGCAACACGCACCCGUGUGAAGGUGGCUGGUCAGAGUGGUCAGAGUGGAGCCUGUGUAAUGAGGAGGGUAUCCAGUACCGCAGCCGUUACUGCGAGGUGCACAGUCCAGACUCUUCUCAGUGCGUUGGAAACAGCACGCAGUACCAGGAUUGCCUGUACAAUGAAAUUCCAGUGAUCCUACCAGCCUCCAGCAUUGAUGAGAGCACAAACUGUGGAGGUUUUAGCCUCAUCCAUCUGAUUGCCACUGGGGUCUCCUGUUUCUUUGGCUCUAGCCUCUUAACGUUUGUGAUUUAUGUGUACUGCCAGCGCUGUCAGAGGCAGUCCCAGGAGUCGACUGUUAUCCACCCAACCACUCCCAACCAUCUCCAUUACAAGGGCAACACCACCCCCAAGAAUGAGAAGUACACCCCCAUGGAGUUCAAGGUAAAGAACUGGGACCUGAUCCUGGAAGCUUCAAACUAUGACAGUAAUCCUUUCAGUUGUGUGAGGAGUUGUGGCAAAGUCAAUAGGAAGACACAAGUGAGAAAGGCUUGCAAGAAUGAAAGUGAGCAAGAGUAUCCCCUUAUUUCUUACAUAGCAACAAAGAAGACACUUAACAAGAACAACCUGAUACCAGAUGACAGGACCAACUUCUACCCGUUGCAGCAAACCAACGUGUACACGACGACCUACUAUCCCAGUACACUGAAUAAAUAUGACUACAGGCCUGAGGCCUCCCCUGGAAGGACCUUUACCAACAGCUGAUGAUGGACAGAGCCUACAGGACAGGAUCACUUCGUAUAUGAAUUUUUUUUUAAUUGAUUUUGUGGACCAAAUACUGGCCCAGCCUCUAGAUGUAAAUAUUGUACAGUAGGGUCUUUUUUUUUUUUUUUUUUUCCCUUUGGUUAAUUGUAUUUCUUGUAAACAGCACAUCUCCCUACAAGGACAAAAAUGCAUAUGGACCGUUACGCAGAGCUUUUGCGGCUAUUUGGUUGGAGAUGGCUCUUACUACUGCGACUGUUCAUGGCUGGAAGGUCGGCGUUGCUGUCCAAGGCCAACGAUGCCGAGGAGCUGGCUGUGUGCCAUGCUCAGUGGCCGCCCCGUGGCAGUGCAAGAGGUGGUGGCCUCCUGGGGCAGGGGUGUCUGUCCGGUGAGGAGCAUCCUUCCUGAGACAGGGUAGCAAUGGUGCACUGGAAGACACACGGCUCAUGGAACAGGCCGAGCGGGACUCCAUCGUGCCAACAACUUGAAGAACGUUUUCUUUCCCUUUUCCUUUUUUAUUUUUGAUUUUUUUAUGAUUAUGAAACAAAAAAAAAAGUAACUUCCUAGGGCAUUGUUCCCUGUAUGUUCAACAGAAUCUUUUCAUACUACAGGAAAUAAUCUCUGCAGCCUUCUUUGGUAAUAUGCAAUUCAGCUGAUGAGAAACAACACACAAACAACGUGCAUUAUCCAAAGAAGCUUUCCAGAAUGUUUCCAGUCUUAAUUAAAAGGAAAUUAUACAGGCAGUGAGACACUGAGAAAAGUAAAUGUUGGAAUAACAUCGGAGACAUGAACUUAGAGUGCCUAACAAACAAAGAUGUUUAUAUCACUGGAAAAAAAUAUGUGAUGAUUGCCGCACAAGAGCCAUGGGCUUUUUUUCUUUCUUUCUUUUAUGUUGUUUCUGAGACAGUGUUAACUCUUUUUGUUCUAGCUUUGAUCCUGAUUGUGUCUGCCAGGAAAGACAACUUUAGAGGCCACGCUCUUCUUGUGGGAAAUCACCAUGCUUUGGGCUAAUUUUUACUCUUGUUUUGUUGUUGGUUUUUAGUUCAUUUACUUUCAAAGAGCGAAUAAUUCUGACUUUGCAGGAGGAGGGUAUUUUUGUAAGGAAUGUUUCCAUAGUCUGAUGUGACCCAGAAAGUCUGCUGCACAUUCUUAUAGCGUCUUCCAGUCAGUACUCUAUGAAAUAGUAACACAGCUGAGUAAUGUGCAUUGUUUGCCAAUAUUUCCUUAAUUUUUCUGAACAAAACCAACCCAACGAGUAAAUGCUGCUGCAGCUAUUGAAGUAAAUUGGGGCGGUAGCAUUAUUAAACAGUAUAUCCAGCCUUGAAAUGUAAUUUUGUGUAUGUGUGUGACUGUGUCUAUAAGAACUGUAUUAGUUUGAUGCAGAAGCUGUGUUGUCUGCAGCCAGAUGUUUGUCUGACAUAAUUGUUUGGCAAAAAGGAAACUUAUUGCUGGUGCUUAAUGUACAAUUACAUCAAAUGUGUUAGCAACGUGAACAAGUCCACCACUGUUAUCAUUCAGUGUUUCUAAAUAUUUAUAAUGAACUCCUGAUGCUAAGGAUUUUAGAAUGUCGCAAUACCGAGCAUGAGAUAAAAGUACGCCCUGAAACACGCAUGAGCUCCACGUGGUCCCGAGCUUGGAUUUGUUGUCUGCAUCUUACCCGACCGAUCGCCAUGCCCCUGCCUGGCCAUCGGCUCGGCCGUGCUCCCAGCCGUUCUCUGUCUUUGCUUUAUUUCAGGUUUUGCCAUAAGCCAGCACUUUGGUAGUGUCUCAGUGCUGUUCCUUUGCAGUUGCUUGUUUGGAGGGCUGGCCUGGGCUGCGUGCUCAGCUCUUCCACGUAGGGAGCCGGUAGGGAAUGAGGAAAGGCUGUGUUGCUCAUGACAACUAUAUUGCUUUUCCUGCGAGGAAAAGCCAACGUGGCUUUGUAAGCCUUUGUUACGGUUGUGUGACCAGAAGGCAAAAAUAAAGUAGCCUUCCAUUUUUAAAUUACUUUCUUCGACUUCAGUUUGCAGUGAUUGAAGGCUGUAGGGAUAUUGGUAAUAAAGUGGGGUCAUUAGUACUGCCACAAGGAUGCCUUAGGCUCAGUGGUGCCCGUCAUUUCCAGCAGCUGUUCUUCUAAUUUAGCAGCUCAUCCUGCUUCUGCUCCGGUUUCACCAGGUGAAAGAGAGGGAACAAAGAAAGAGAGAGGUGCCCUUAAAGCAGCACAGUCAGAUUUGAUGCUGAUGCAGCCUUGAAGCUUUGUCUUCAGCAGCUGGGCAAGAGUGUCGGGGCGAGAGUGGCAGCAGGGAAGCAGACUGGCCAGCACAGCACCCCAGCACCAAAAGCAGCCUCCAGCGCCUGCAGGUGGGCUCUGGAAAAAAAAAAAAAGAAAAAAAAAAAAAAGCCAACAUUUUGAGGAGCGAUGCCUUUGUUCCAUGAAGAAUUCAUCCCGGUCUUGCUGGAUUGCCUGAUGCCCCCUGAAACACUGGGAAUCCUGACUUGAAGCCAUCCUAACAAGCAUGUAGCCGAGGGGUUGAACAUGAUUAUGUAGACCAGCAGGCUGGGAUUUCCCAGCUUUAAUUUAGAGGAGUCAGAAGAAAACAUGGGCUCCUGAGAUCAUGCUCGUUGUACUAUCAUAAAGCUAAAGCCACCUCCAGGCUGCCCUCUCAGCCUGUGCCUUGCACCAACCUAGACGAUUCUGUGAUUCUGCAGUCACCAUGCGCGUGGCAGGAUUGCAGCUGGAGUUUGGGGGAUGUGAGCAGGUCAAAUCUUGCUCUUUUUUUUUUUUUUUAUUCCAUUUUCUAAUGUCACCCCCUUUUUUUCUUUGCUCCUUAAACAUUUUUCCAUUUUUGUCCUCGCAGCAUAACAUGAUUUAAACUGAUUUUUAUUUUUUUCCAAAGAAAGUGCAAUGUAGCAGCUGAAGUUAUUUAAAUGCUCAGCUCACCAAGAUGGGUCAUUACUGCCAUUGUGCUCGGAAGGUGGCUGUUCCGUAGGCUAUUGGAGGGCAGAUGCUUUAGGGUGGUGCAUGUGGUUAUAGUUUCAUCAAGACAUUCCUUCUUACCAGCCAUCCAAAUGGAUGCAGCCCUUGUCAUGUAAUUGGCAAUCACAGUGAGGGUCUGUCGACUCCAUUCGAGCAGAAAGUAGAAUUCAGGAGAGAGUGAGAAAGAGAGAAAUCAGAGCACUUAUUACUCAAUUAAUGUUUGUGAGAGCGCAGUUCCUUAAGGACAGUGUUAAUGGGAUAUGAGGGCUGCAUUUUUAUGAGCCUCUAAUGCACGGCAGGUUAACGGCACCGUGCUCAGCGAUGUUCCUGCAGUCCAGGUAAUGCAGCAGUCUGAUCAUCAGGUCUGUAAUGUCUCUAGCAGAUUGAAUUGCUCCUGGGUGCUGAACUUGCUAAGAUUUCCUGUUCCUAAGUCCAGUUUGAAGUGCACUGGAAAUGCAUUUAGAUCAGGAGCAUUGCUUCCCAGAGGACUCAGCUUGCUGUAAAUGUAGCUUUUUUCUUCCACUUCUAAGAAAGAGAAGGGGGACCCUGGGCAGUCACACAGUUGCUCUGGAGACACUGCCUCUGUGCAAACCCUUGGGCCAGGAGUCAGCUAUACAGUGAGAGAAACACGAUGGAAAUCUUAUGGCAAAUGUUUUGCUGAAACAUCUUUAAUGGGGCCGUUCCUUUUCCCUUCUCCAUGCAAGUGGCCGUGUUCCUCCCUGCAGAAGGGGUGUGCAUCCCGCUGUUAUCCAGGCCAUAUCGUGUGUGGUCACAAUCGGGCUUCACCAGCCCAGGCAGCCCUCACCCACCAGAAAUAACUCGUGCAGCUCGCUCGGAGACAAACCAGCACAGGAGAUGCUGCUGCCCUAGAGCUGCGAUUGAGUGUCGAGCAUGUGAGCCCUGGCUGCUCUUAAAUACACGAGCCGUGCAUAGGAGAAGAAUGUGCAGUGUGUUACACCACGGUCCCUAAUGCCUUACUUUCAGAAAAGAGAGAGCUUUCUCUGAAAUCAGCAGAGGGUAGGAGCGGAGUCCACGUCUGAUGCAGACAAUUUGACGCCUCCAGUGUUAAUCUGAUGUUGAGCCCACCUGGAGAGGAAAUUGCUGUCCGCGAAGAUUGAUUUAUUCUUUGUACCAAAUGUAGUGUGGGGAGAGUUUUAUAUAUAUAUAUAUAUAAAAUAUAAAUGUAAAGUUUGUGUAACAACUUGCUCUUUUUUUGUAAUAGUGUAUACAUCUAUCGGUGGAUAGAUACAGUAUAUAUUUAUAAUAUAUACACACUAUAUAUAUAUAUAGUAUAUAUAUAUAUAUAGCAAAACGCCUGCAGAGGGAACUUAGACUAAGAAAGGCAGUGCUGGUAUUCCAAUUCCACAGGGACAAACCGAAGGAAAAAAAUACAUAAAAAUCUACUGUCCUUUCCGUUAGGUUUAACAAAAUACGCUUUUGAGGUAAAUGAGAUAUAAUUUUUUAAUUGAAAAGAAAAUUGAUUUUUCUAGUUAGAAGUGCUGAUUCUCCCCUAAACCAUUCUGGUUCAGAAUGCCUAAGUGAAAGAUUCUUGCUGCUGCUUAUAUUUUCUGAAUAAGCCUCCUGGAUCUCUCAUGUGUAUCACUCUGUUGUUUUUGUAAUUAUGAGUAGGGAGUAAUUGUGCAAAGAAAAUUAAAAUAGCAAGUAGGAGUAACAAAUAUUGUACCAUUAGAGUAAAACACAUAACCUACUGGAACUGGAAAAAAAUGUCAUCUUCCACGUUAAAGGAGUUAGCAAUUACUUUCUGAGUUAUUGAUCAGCAUUACAAGCCUUGCCUUAUAGUGACACAAGGAGGUUUCAGUGCAGAGCUUAGGGUUGAGAAAACCCUCAAAAACAAUGGGUUCGGGUUUUCUGAGGGGUCCAAAAAAGACACGGCGUGCGGAGGGAGGCACCCAGUGCUUCCAGCACUGCUGGCCGCAGCUCCACAGCUGUUCCUCGCCCCGUUGCUCCCGUGAGCUGGCUGUGCUCACGGCACGGCGCCCCUUGGAGCCGUCUGGCACAGCAGAGAAACACCAGGAAGCUGGGUUUGGUGCUUUUUUUUCCUCAACAGGCCUUCUUAAUGCCAUUCAGAGCAAGGACCAGAUUCAUACAGGGGAGUCUUCCCUUUAAGCCUGUUGGGAGAAAACUUGAGAAGGCUUCAAGAGCAGGUUUGGGGUAGGCGAGCAAGCCCACAGGUUUUGAUGCUGACUGAUUGCCAGAGCCUUCAAAUUGGACAAAAGAAAAUUAAAAUUAAAAUUAAAAUUAAAAUUAAAAUUAAUAAUUAAAAUACACCCUCUGAGCAUGGAGGUCCUUGGGGGUUAUUCAGCCUCAGCCAUUCUGCCCCAAAAUUCCUUCUUUGGGCCUUUUUUUUUUUUUCCUGUUCUGCCUCCAGCCUCAGCUGCAAAUUCACCCCUGCUAUUGGCGAUGGGUCCGUGAUAGGAGCGCGGUGUUUGGCUUUCUGGCAUUCCCACCCGUGAGCUGUUUUUAAACAAACCUGACAGCGCAAAGCAUGAGCUCCGCUGCGGCCCCGAUGAGCGGGUGCCGCGGAGUCAGGAAGAGGUCAGCGUGGCCGGGCCAUCAGGAACUGCAGCGAAACGCUUUUGGUACCAACACGUCAAACACUGGAAGCCAGCCAGCUGCACCACAGCGCGCUUUGCACCCACACUCAGCCCGUCAGAUAACAUCUGAGCGCGCAGGGCCCUGAAAGCGCCGCGGUGAACGGGGAGAGCUCCCACGGGGGGAGGAUUUAGGGAGGACACGGCGCGGGUGGCCCCGAAAUGAUGGGGCGGGAGCGUGAUGAGGUGGUGCUGGGCCUCGGGUGCAGGGGAAGCCGCUGUGGGAAGGCUUGUCCCAAAACAGCAAAACCUGGAGCGUGUGGCUGGACUCUGUUGUGAAGGCACAUCACCCUUCCUAUGCAAUUGAACUCGAUGGUACUUUAGUAUAAAGGUGACCUAGACUGUAAUCACUGCCUUUAGACACUGUGAAUUUUUUUGGGGUACUCUGUAUUUUUAUAUAUUGUACAAUGUAAAGAAUAAUUCAGAAAUAAAACAGAACAACCUGCA
This is a messenger RNA of Anas platyrhynchos (mallard), 10117 nucleotides long. RefSeq names its product semaphorin 5B (gene SEMA5B). Gene Ontology annotation, biological process: semaphorin-plexin signaling pathway; neural crest cell migration; axon guidance. The record is from RefSeq and is a predicted model, not a curated record. Gene Ontology annotation, cellular component: plasma membrane. Gene Ontology annotation, molecular function: semaphorin receptor binding; chemorepellent activity. Lineage: Eukaryota; Metazoa; Chordata; Aves; Anseriformes; Anatidae.